This is a messenger RNA of Thlaspi arvense, 714 nucleotides long. NCBI's taxonomy places the organism in Eukaryota, Viridiplantae, Streptophyta, Magnoliopsida, Brassicales, Brassicaceae. The record is from the annotation of a GenBank genome assembly.
AUGGUUGCUCAGGGAUUCACUGUUGAUCUUAAUAAGCCCCUUGUAUUUCAGGUUGGUCAUCUUGGAGAAGCUUACGAGGAAUGGGUUCACCAACCUAUUGUGACAAAGGAAGGCCCUCGUUUUUUCCAGAGUGACUUUUGGGAGUUCUUGACCCUUACGGUUUGGUGGGCUGUUCCUGUCAUUUGGUUGCCAGUUUCAGUCUGGUGCAUCUCGAUGUCAGUAACCAUGGGCCGUUCACUUCCAGAAAUCGUCCCAUUGGUAGCCUUGGGAAUAUUUAUCUGGACGUUUAUAGAGUACUCUCUUCACCGUUUCCUUUUCCACAUCAAAACCAAGAGUUACUGGGGAAACACGGCACACUAUCUUCUUCACGGAUGCCAUCACAAGCACCCGAUGGACCACCUUCGACUCGUCUUUCCCCCUACUGCAACAGCGAUUCUAUGCUUUCCUUUCUGGAACAUCGUGAAGCUUUUCGCAACUCCUUCAACCACACCUGCGUUGUUUGGGGGCGGCAUGCUCGGGUAUGUGAUUUACGAUGUCACUCACUACUAUCUUCACCAUGCCCAACCAACUAGAGCUGUGACCAAAAAUCUCAAGAAAUACCAUUUGAACCAUCACUUCAGGAUUCAGGACAAGGGAUUUGGUAUAACCUCGUCGUUAUGGGACAUAGUGUUUGGGACACUUCCCACCACGAAAGCCCCCAAAAGAGAGCAAUAG